This is a messenger RNA of Prunus avium (sweet cherry), 943 nucleotides long. NCBI's taxonomy places the organism in Eukaryota, Viridiplantae, Streptophyta, Magnoliopsida, Rosales, Rosaceae. The record is from RefSeq and is a predicted model, not a curated record.
CAACACCUGACCCAUUUGAAUGGUGGCGACGAAGGACCCGACCCAUGAGAGCAUGAGCAUGUGAUCAUUGAUGGCAAUCUGGUCGAGAGGAUGAGGGGCGAGAUUCCGAAGACUAGAAGCAAUUCUUUGUUGGUGAUGUGGAAGAACUGCCCUCUCCAGCUGGACUUCCAGCUUACCCCAAUGACCGAUCUCAAGGGUUGGGUUGAGCAUAUCCUUCUGAGCUGGAAGCCACAAGUAACGGCAAUGGCCUUGAUGUUGGCUUGGGCUGUCUGGAAUGAAAGGAAUAACGUGGUUUGGCAGGGUAAGCGGAGAAGCCAGGGUGAGCUGGUGGAAGGGACUAUGCGGCUACUCGAUGACUUUCAGAGGCUGCACCAACCCCCUACCAAAGUUUCAUUUGGGAUUCAUGCAAAGUGGCAAAAACCUCCUGUUGGGGUCAUCAAGAUCAACGUGAAAGGUACCUUUAGAGCCCAUAAUGGGUCUGGUGGUGGUGGCUUAGUGGCGAGGAAUGAGGAUGGAGUUUUUGUUGCUGCAAAAGCUUGUUUUUUCCCCUGGGUUUCAUCACCGGCACAUGCUGAGGCCCUUGCCUUUAGGGAGGCUUUACAAUUUGCUAGUGAUAGGAACUUUAAUCACUUGCAGAUGGAGUGUGAUGCUCUGGAGUUUGUCCAAUCGUUGAGUCGCACAACGGCGGAUACUUCCUCAAUUGGUGCUUUGGUGGAGGACUGCAAAGCGAUCCUUGCGCUUUUGCCUAACAGUUCCUUUACGCAUAUCUCUAGAAUGGCCAACAAAGUGGCCUUUAGACUAGCACAACUAUCUUUAACACUGACCUCAGCUUCCACGUGGUCAUGGGAACCUCCUGUGAUCAUUACUGAUGCUUUGGUGGAAGAUUCUCUGUACUAAGUCAUUUACCCAAUCAAUAUAAUCGUUUCGUUUCAAAAAAAAAAAA